GGAGAGCAUCCAUGAACACAAUCUUUAAAUCGCCUUCAACACAGACACACUGAAUGCCAAGCUACUAUGCAAAACGCGAUGCUGGAUAAGAAAAGGGAGAGAAAUCCCCUUAGCGGUCGUUUCAGUAAUAAUAAUAAUAUAGUACGCGCCCUUUAUAAAAGUAACUGAUAUCGCACAAAAGCAGGGAAACGGAACGGGGGAGAAAGCAGCGGCGAACUAUGCACCGAGGAUGAUUUCUGCCAGAAAAACUCCGGAGAAGAGUCGCUACCACCUGCAUUAUCUGGUGUGGCAUAACAAACACCGGCAGCUGGAGAAAGAGCUCUCAGCGCUCGAGCAGGUUGAUUUAGAAGUGUUGGACCCACGGGGUCGGACUCCUUUGCACCUGGCCGUGACGCUGGGCCAUUUAGAUUGCGCCCGUCUGUUAGUCCAGCGUGGAGCUGAUGUCAGCAAAGAAAACAGAAAUGGCUGGACAGUGUUGCAGGAGGCCAUCAGCUCACGUAACCCGGAGAUGGUGCGUCUGGUGCUGCGUUACCGUGACUACCAGCGCACCACCAAGCGACUGGCGGGGAUCCCACGCCUGCUGGAGAGACUCCGACAGGCACAGGACUUUUACGUGGAAAUGAAAUGGGAAUUUACGAGUUGGGUUCCGCUCGUGUCUCGUAUCUGUCCGAGUGACACAUAUCGGGUAUGGAAGAGUGGCCAGUGUUUGCGGGUGGACACAACGCUCAUGGGAUUUGAGCAAAUGACCUGGCAAAGAGGCAAUCGCAGCUUCAUAUUCAGGGGUCAAGACUCCAGCGCCAUGGUAAUGGAAGUGGAUCAUGACAGACAGCUGGUGUUUUGCGAGAUGCUGCCGUGCCUCUCUUCCUCUCCGACCUCGCCCUCCACCAGGCCGUGCACAAACACUUUGAGCCUUCUGGGGGCGCUGCAGCCCAGCGACGAACAGGUGGCGGCCCGUCUAUCUGCUCCCGUGGUGGCGACGCAGCUGGAUACCAGGAACAUCUCCUUUGAGAGGAAUAAAACGGGCAUUCUUGGCUGGCGUAGUGAGAAAACGGAGGUGGUGAAUGGGUACGAAGCAAAGGUUUACUGUGCUUCUAACGUUGAGCUGAUCACACGAACACGUACUGACCAUCUCACCGACCAGCACAAAACGAAACCCAAAGGCGCCAAGACUCCUCUGCAAUCCUUCCUGGGUAUCGCUGAACAGCACAUGGGGCCUAACAACGGACACACUAUGGUGACUCAGAUAUCAUGCCCUGCAACGAACCCUUUCGCCGUGACGGCAGAGGAGUACUUUAAUCCCAACAUGACUCAGAGAGACAUCGGCCAGCCCGGUCACCUCACCACCAAAACACAAAGGUUCAAAGCCAAGAUGUGGUUGUGUGAAUCACACCCUUUAUCUCUGUCGGAGCAGGUGGCUCCUAUCAUCGAACUCAUGGCCAUCUCCAAUGCACUGUUCGCCAAGCUUAGGGACUUCAUCACCUUGCGCUUGCCUCCUGGCUUCCCCAUCAAAAUAGAAAUUCCCAUCUACCACAUCCUGAAUGCUCGCAUCACCUUUGGGAACCUAAAUGGUUGUGAAGAGGGUGGUUUGCCCCGAGUGGAUGCAGAAGGGGACGGACAGAAGGACAGCCCCAGUACAGAGACUCCAUCUCCAGGCAGCGACUCUUCCAGCGUGUCCAGCUCCAGCUCCACAAACUCGUGUCGCGGAGGAGAGAUCCCACCUUGUGUGUUUGAGGCUCCCCGAGGCUACAGCAUUUUAGGAGGAAACCAGAGGGGGAACAUUAGAGAAGAGGAAGAUGAUCUGCUACAGUAUGCCAUCCAGCAGAGCCUGAUAGAGGCUGGAUCAGAAUAUGACCAGGUGACGAUCUGGGAGGCUUUGACCAACAGUAAGCCAGGAACACACUCUCUGUCCUGUGACCCCAGCCGGCACGAAAGAACCCCACAGCACAAACCCAGCCCUGUGGAGAGCCCUCGCAGCACACCGACCAAUAAGCCACUGCACAGCUACGAUGAGCAGCUACGUCUAGCCAUGGCACUGUCCGCCCGUGAACAGGAAGAGGCAGAGCUACGUCAAAGACAAGAGGAAGAGGAACUGCAGCGUAUCAUUCAGCUGUCACUCAUGGAGAAGUGACGGGGUUAGUGGGAACUGAGGGGUGGGAGAGCAUGUCUAGGGAUCUGGAACCAACUACGUUGGCCGUUCCCAAAGGCCCCACCCUCUUCUUCCAAAGAACUGGAUAAAAUGGGCCGAUCUCUGGUCCAGUCUCAAAUGAGUCGUUCAGAAUCACAGAGAAACCUCUGUCUUCACUGCAAGUUUACAAACACAAACUACUAAACUCAUGACAAUCCACUGACUGAUCAGCACCGGUCUGGUCUCUUAAUGUGUGAAUGUGCAUUUAUGACUGAGACAAUCCACACUGCGUACCUUGGCGUCGUUUCUAAAAGCCAUCAUCCGAGCACUCGCCCAGAGUUCUUGCAUACUCACCCGCAGGUGUGAGUUCUGGGGGAAUCUUGUCACUUUUUUAGUUUUGAAUUAUAGACGAACUUUCAUUUUGGUUGCUAAUACACAUCAGAUUCACUGCACUUGGAUUGAGGAGCCAUGACGUCUCCUAACAGAAUGUGUGAGGGCAUUAAACUCACACAAGAGUUUAUCGAUCACAGCUCCAUCGAUCUUGAUGGGAAUGCUGCAUUCACAAAAACGUAGAAGAAAAACGUAAAGAUUUGUGAAACUGACACUUCCAUUAUGCAACCAAAGUUGCUUAAUAACAACUUUUGGUUAAUGCCAUUUCAUUAAUCACUAAACUUUGAGGAUCUCAUACAGGAGGGUUUUAAGAAAAUGUUUUCCUAUUUGAUUUCAAAGACCUGUUCGCA
Sinocyclocheilus anshuiensis is the source of this 2865-nucleotide messenger RNA. RefSeq names its product ankyrin repeat domain-containing protein 13B-like. The transcript is spliced from 15 exons. Gene Ontology annotation, molecular function: protein binding. The record is from RefSeq and is a predicted model, not a curated record. Bases 230 to 2128 code for a protein of 632 amino acids. Lineage: Eukaryota; Metazoa; Chordata; Actinopteri; Cypriniformes; Cyprinidae. Gene Ontology annotation, cellular component: cytoplasm.